AUGGCUCGGCAAUGGUUGCUGCCCAUACCCAGGGCUUCCAGAUGGGUCGAGAACGAUCAUAUCACGGCUGUUCAUACUAGGCAGACCGUUGCAGGAAUUUUAUGUGUCAAAGCAGACAAAGCUGUCAAUCAGGCUCUAAACGCAGCUGUACAUGCUUUCAGUGUCCGGUGGCUUCCGCUGAUUGCAGGUGCAAGUAUUCCCACCGAGAAACUGAAUGAACUGGCACGGAAGCUUUGGCAUAAUGCACGAUCCAAGAUCUUGCUGAUCUUGCAACAGAAGCGCAGCUACAGAUCGAUAUUGGCGCUGUAUAUAUUCGGAAUGACCCCACUGCCUCCAGGCCUCGAAGAGCAUGAGCUAGCCUACGGGAACAUUGGCGAAGUUUGCAUUGACAUUGCCAUGCGGCAGCUGCAGAAUGUCCGAGGGAAGAAGAACAUCAACCGCUUCUCUGCAGCGGCUAUUGUUGUCGAACCCUUAACUGCCACAGCGUCAGACGAUGCAUCAUCCCACACAAUUGAUGAGGGCUACCAACUGCGAGAAACCAUCGCAUACUGGGCAGGCUUUGUAUUUGACACUUCUGCGUCGCUGACCACUGGUUUACCUUCGAUACUCCAUGCGAGCAUCCUGGGGUUCCAACAGGAAAGAACCAUACAACUUUUGAAGAAGACCGCACAGGAGUUUCACGACAAGACGGAAGACUGGAGGGUCAAUGGUUUUGAGGUGACCAAUCAACGGGCGAUUUGGAUAGUCCAGUCCGCCAGCGGUUGGAAAGGCGUGUUUUGGAAAGCCGUGGCCUCAUUGCGAGAAGCUUUGAACUAUGGGCAUGAGCCGCAUGUGAUCUUCUGGGCACAAGCGGCCGCCUUGCAAGGCAUGCAACGAUAUGACAUGACUUACGCUCCGCUGCUUGCAGCUUGCAAGCGGGCCCUACUCUUUCUUGACUUCGAAACCCAACUCAAUUGGUAUCUUCUCUCUCUUCACUAUCACCUAGGACAAUUGAUUCUGUACGAUACCCUAGAUACAUUGGACAGGAGAGACUUGUUUCCGAAUUCGGACAACUCGCAACUGGCCGCCGUACAGGAGACUGUAAGCAUUAUCUUGCAAGGUAUUCAAUGCACGGUCUCUCUUCGAAAUGUAUUCGGCCCGUCGUCAGCGGCUCUUCGCGACGACACGGUGACCCUCCUAAGCGUUGACCCUUAUCCACAUCAUGUGGCCACAGCCUUGAGCCUUGUGUCCGAUUUCUUGCAGAAGCGUUCAAGGGGGGCCUGCACCAGCUCUGAAGCUCUCGAGCGAAUCCAAAACCUCGCAACGGUGGCGCUCGAUCAGCUCCCACAAUGCUCGGCCUCGCUCCAAGCUUCCCGAAUCAGCAUAAUGGCAAAAUUGGAAGGGAUACAACAGGUUCCAGACGGCCACAGCCCUGGUAACGGCAAGGAGCCGGCAAAUAAAAGCCGACAGCGGCAAUCGCAACUCGAGAGCCAUCACAUCGGUGAAGCGCGCGAGGAAGAGUUUGAGGCCAUCGACAGGUUUGAAAUUGGCACUAUACACCAGACGGCCGGGAGCGUUGCGAGUAGUGGUGAGCGGCAACAGAUGCCAUCAGGACUUAUUGAUCAAUGGGAUUGGACAUUUAGUGAGGACACACCAUUGAGCUUCGAAAUGCUCGAGCACGAUACAUUCUUGUCCGAUCACGGUCUUUUCGAAGACUGCUUCUUCCUCGCAUAG
This is a messenger RNA of Cladophialophora psammophila CBS 110553, 1713 nucleotides long. RefSeq lists its product as uncharacterized. NCBI's taxonomy places the organism in Eukaryota, Fungi, Ascomycota, Eurotiomycetes, Chaetothyriales, Herpotrichiellaceae. The transcript has 5 exons. The record is from RefSeq and is a predicted model, not a curated record. Bases 1 to 1713 code for a protein of 570 amino acids.